GCUCUUACUGCGAGUUGCCCAUUGCGGCGAAAGUGAGGCUGAGCGUUUUACCGGCAUUUUGCCUGAUUCUGGUGAAGCCAAGUGAGCUGAAAGGCAGGUGGAGGGACUGCUGCUUAUUGUUUCGUUUUCACCAUUAGGAAUUCAGUAACCAAGGGCAAGUUUACUUCUCGAGAGGCACACGGCAAUGGCGGACAACGACAAACAGCGGCUGAAGAAUUUCAAGAACAAAGGGCGGGAUCUGGAGUCUAUGAGAAGACAGCGCAAUGAGGUGGUUGUAGAACUAAGAAAGAACAAAAGGGAUGAACAUUUAUUAAAACGAAGAAACGUACCUCAAGAGGAUACUUGUGAAGACUCUGACCUUGAUGGAGACAUCAGAGUGCAAAAUACAUCAUUAGAAGCCAUAGUGCAGAAUGCUUCCAGUGACAACCAGGGUCUUCAGCUUAGUGCAGUGCAGGCUGCUAGGAAGCUGUUGUCAAGUGAUCGCAAUCCACCUAUAGAUGAUUUAAUAAACUCUGGCAUUUUACCAAUUCUCGUGCAUUGUCUAGAACGAGAUGACAAUCCUUCAUUACAAUUUGAAGCAGCAUGGGCUUUAACAAAUAUCGCCUCUGGCACUUCAGAACAAACACAGGCUGUGGUUAAAUCAAAUGCUGUUCCUCUUUUUUUAAGACUGCUGCACUCUCCACAUCAGAAUGUGUGUGAACAAGCGGUUUGGGCUUUAGGCAACAUCAUAGGGGAUGGCCCUCAGUGCAGAGAUUAUGUAAUUAGUCUGGGAGUUGUGAAGCCCCUACUUGCUUUCAUUAGUCCAUCUAUACCUAUUACCUUUCUUCGAAAUGUCACGUGGGUGAUGGUUAAUCUUUGCCGCCAUAAAGACCCUCCCCCGCCAAUGGAAACAAUUCAGGAGAUUCUUCCAGCCUUAUGCGUGCUCAUCCACCACACAGAUGUUAAUAUUUUAGUAGACACUGUUUGGGCCCUGUCCUACCUAACAGAUGCUGGAAAUGAGCAGAUUCAGAUGGUUAUAGAUUCAGGGAUAGUUCCUCAUUUGGUGCCCCUACUCAGCCAUCAGGAAGUUAAAGUUCAGACUGCAGCUUUGCGAGCGGUGGGAAAUAUUGUAACUGGUACUGAUGAGCAAACACAAGUAGUCCUGAACUGCGAAGCUCUUUCUCAUUUCCCAGGAUUACUGACACAUCCUAAAGAGAAGAUCAAUAAGGAGGCUGUGUGGUUUCUAUCCAAUAUCACAGCUGGAAACCAACAGCAGGUGCAAGCAGUGAUUGAUGCAAACCUUGUUCCUAUGAUUAUACACCUCUUAGAUAAGGGUGAUUUUGGUACUCAGAAAGAAGCUGCUUGGGCAAUAAGUAAUCUAACCAUUAGUGGCAGGAAAGAGCAGGUUGCAUACCUGAUCCAACAAAAAGUAGUCCCUCCAUUCUGUAAUCUGCUUACUGUGAAAGACUCGCAGGUAGUGCAAGUGGUAUUGGACGGAUUAAGUAAUAUCCUCAAGAUGGCAGAUGAUGAAGCAGAAACAAUAGCUAGUCUGAUUGAAGAAUGUGGUGGAUUGGAAAAGAUUGAACAGCUGCAACACCAUGAAAACGAGGACAUCUAUAAAUUGGCAUAUGAGAUCAUUGACCAGUAUUUCUCAACGGAUGAUAUUGACGAAGAUCCUGCCUUGGUUCCAGAAGCAAUUCAGGGUGGGACAUUUGGGUUCAACUCAUCCACCAAUGUUCCAGCAGAAGGCUUCCAAUUCUAGAAAGGCAUAAUUCCUGGAGCAAGUGAAAUAAUGCAGCACUAAAGGAAGGUUUGAUCGAUCAUGCUUGGCUCAUGUGGGAUCCACUGCUGCAUUAAAUCGGAGAGCUGUUUUGCAGAUUGCGUUUGGUGUCCGAGAAAAGCCCAAAUGAAGUCAAGCUGGCGAGUGGGUGCGAGUGCGCGUGAGAAUGGUAAAAUGUUAUAAAAUUUCACAGUGAAUGCAAUUUCGGUUGUUUUAAAGAAAGGGGCUAAAAGUCAAAGAAAGGUCAAUGUCCACGAAGUAACUAAACCAAGAUCAAAUUCAGUUAUCUAGAAUAAUUAGAAGAAUGAAGCAGUUAAGAUAACUACAAGCUUCAUAAACCAAGAAAGGGACAUCGACAAGCCAGAAGACCGAGUCAAGGCCUUGCUAUGAAGCACUGUGUGAAUGGACCCACUGUAUGAAUGUCUGGACUCAGUGCUGUUGGAGCCAGGUUCAUUACUUGAAAUCUUGGGCUCUGUAUUCACUCAUGAAAAUAAACUCCUAGCCAUGGAGUUGUGUGUGGAAGAGAGUAGUGUAUGGGCGUGAUGUUGUAUGUGAACGCAUGCAAACUUGAUUGCCUUCAAGUGGCUAUUGAAUAAAUCCAGAAAAACACCAAAA
Molecule: messenger RNA, 2374 nt
Organism: Rhincodon typus (whale shark)
Lineage: Eukaryota; Metazoa; Chordata; Chondrichthyes; Orectolobiformes; Rhincodontidae
Gene: kpna4
Product: karyopherin alpha 4 (importin alpha 3)
Exons: 17
Coding region: 185-1741 (518 amino acids)
Biological process (GO): NLS-bearing protein import into nucleus
Cellular component (GO): nucleus; nucleoplasm; cytoplasm
Molecular function (GO): protein binding; nuclear import signal receptor activity
Source: RefSeq, a predicted model, not a curated record